This is a messenger RNA of Jatropha curcas, 1013 nucleotides long. Its product is annotated as hydroxyproline-rich glycoprotein family protein. The record is from RefSeq and is a predicted model, not a curated record. Lineage: Eukaryota; Viridiplantae; Streptophyta; Magnoliopsida; Malpighiales; Euphorbiaceae.
UGUGCACUGUUCACUUCACAGUUCACUUACUCAAAAGUCUAAAACCCAACCCUUUUAGAUUCUUUCCUCUCUCUCUCUCUCUCUUUACUCUUUCACUUGCUCUUUCAAAAGAACAGAGAAUUCCUUCCUUUCUCUUUCGUUUUCUCUCAUUUUCUUUCGUUUUCCUUCUCAUUUUUCUUUACAAUGCCAAUCAACAAGGACCCAUCUACUCCUCCUCCCAUGAUCGGGAAAAUUGGGCCGUACACAGUGUUUAUGACUCCUCCGUCCACUCCUAAACCGGCGGAGAUGGACCAGCCGGUCUUCCAUUCUCCUAAAAAAGUAGUUUCACCGCCUCCUGUGCAGCCCCCACCUCCGCAAAUCGAGAAGUCCGUUUCUGUUCACUCUUUAUCAGAUGGGUCCGUUUCUGAGUUCUUCAGAAAUGCUGUUACUAAAGUGCAAAACGCGCAUUCGAGCUUAGAUGAGCAUUUGGCACGUUGGUUUGGGUUAAAUCAGUCCAAGUAUCAAUGGGCUUUGGAUGAUUAUUAUGAGAACAAGGAAUUGGGAAAAGAAGAUGCAAAAGCGAAAGAAAUGUCAAGCAAAGUACAGAGUGUGUAGCUCGUUUGGGCUGAUUGUUGGUAUGCAGUUUUCAAAUUACACAAGGAUGGAAUCACCUUGUAUACCAUAUCUAUAUACCUAAUAUAUAGAACGACAAAAAUGCGUCUGAAUGCUUAUAAUGAGCUAUUGUCUGAGCAUAUAGGGAUCUUCCAGUUUGCAAUUUGACUGAGUUUGGCUGUGCAUUAGGCUAUAAGUUACGUAAUCUCUUGACAAGUAUUUUUUUGUGCAUGUCUUUUUUCUUGUAAUCCAUCCAAUUUGUGGAGAUGUAUUAUUGCUGUAUUUGUACUAAACUAAGACAUUAGCUUGAGUAUGUUGUAGCGAAGCUUUCCUUUUAAUGAUUAGACAUUGCUUUAAUAUUUUAUGAUGAAAAGGAAAGGGACUUAGCUUUCUCUGCUAGCCCUGUUUGUUGGCUACUUCUA